AUGUCUUUUUUCAAUGGUUUCACAUGUAAAUACUCAACACCCUCCAAAAACAAUACCAAUUAAAGAAUUGUGUAGCGUAUAGUGGCCCCUUUGUUUUACAAUCUUAUAUAAUUUCCAACACUAUAAAUAUGAUCAUGACCUUGCACCCUAUUUUUACUCUCUUCCUUGCCCGAAUAGCUCAUGAUCAGCAUUUUCUUUAUCGUUAAGUUUUUUCUCCUCCUCACUAGUCUUUGAAUUUCUUCUGUCCGGGUAUUAGGAAGAAAAAAAAAGGCUUUAGAGUUUAGUGGUGAAGGUAGAGGAUCUUGAGAUUAAUAGAUAAAGGGUGAUAUUUAUGGCUGAUGCAUUUGAUGAAGAGUGUGAUUAUCUCUUCAAGGCUGUUUUGAUCGGAGACUCUGGAGUUGGGAAAUCAAAUAUGCUCUCAAGGUUUGCAAAAGAUGAAUUCCGCUUGGAUUCCAAACCCACCAUAGGAGUUGAAUUCGCUUACCGGAACAUCAGGGUUGGAGACAAACUCAUCAAAGCUCAAAUAUGGGACACUGCCGGCCAAGAAAGGUUUAGAGCAAUCACGAGUUCAUACUACAGAGGAGCCUUAGGGGCAAUGCUAGUGUAUGACAUAAGCAUGAGAUCAAGUUAUGAGAAUGUGAGCAAAUGGCUACUGGAGCUAAGGGAGUUUGGAGGUGAAGACAUGGUGGUUGUUCUGGUGGGAAACAAAUGUGAUCUUGAUGAAUCAAGAGAAGUUGAGAAAGAAGAAGGAAAAGGGUUUGCGGAAACAGAAGGGUUAUGCUUCAUGGAAACCUCUGCUUUGAAGAAUCUGAAUGUUGAGGAAGUGUUCUUACAAAUGAUCACAAGGAUUUAUGACAUGACAAGCCAGAAAAAUUUGGCAGCCAAAAUGGAGGAGCAACCGAUUAAUCUUUUGAAUGGGAAAGAGAUCCAUAUAGCUGAUGAAGUGACUGCAACUAAACAAACUAGUACUUGCUGUUCAAGAUGAGGGAUUUCCAGGGGAAAGUUUUUUUUAUUUUUGCCAGUAAAAUUCAUUCUUCCUAUUUUCUCCACUUCCCCUUUACAAUUUUUUCUUCUUAUUUCUUCAUUACAUGGUGAAGAUGGAGUUAAUUUUUAAAUUAUACACAAGUGGUGACUUCUUGGUAGAAUGUAAAUGUUGAUUUUAUAUCAUAAUGGAUUUUUUUAAUGCUUUGCUGGUA
Molecule: messenger RNA, 1196 nt
Organism: Glycine soja
Lineage: Eukaryota; Viridiplantae; Streptophyta; Magnoliopsida; Fabales; Fabaceae
Product: ras-related protein RABA6b-like
Exons: 2
Coding region: 332-985 (217 amino acids)
Cellular component (GO): endosome
Molecular function (GO): GTP binding; GTPase activity
Source: RefSeq, a predicted model, not a curated record